AUGUCGCUGUCGCGGGAGGAGGUGCACGACUUCGUCCGUGCAAUGACGACGUACAUGCAGACGCCGUCUUUUGUCGAGAAGCUCCGCGAGGCGGUCAAGCGGGAGCCGGCCCCCACGAGCGAUACGGAGCUCAUGGCCCUCUUCGAGGGCCUGCAGGAGGAGUUUCUCGCCAGCUAUGCGUCCACACGGAAGCGUGGGGCCAACGAGCAAGAAGCAGAGGGCGCUACUGCGGCGGCGCGGGACGGGGCGGCCACGCUGCAGCAGCUGAGGGAGGCCGUGCUGCACUUCCCAGACAAGGAGACCGAAGGGAUGAUUAGGCAGAUGUGUAUGCUGCAGGAGUCGCAGAUGGUGUCGAUAUGCGCCUCUACGCCGUCACUUGCGUCGCUGCUGCGCGGCGGGGGCGAGGGACAUCACCACGACCACGAUCACGGGCACUGCCACGGGCACUGCCACGGCCACGGGGCCCCCAAUCCGCAGGAGGUGAUGGAAAUGCAAAUGGCGUUUCAGUCCCUCCCUCCGCACCUGCGGCAGGAGAUGAUGCGCAUUCAGCAGCUGAUGCAGAGUGGCCAGCCGCCCAGGGCGGAGGACGCGGAGAAGAUGCGGGAGAUAAACUCCCACUUAAAGGCUUUCAUCACCACACUGCGGCAAUUCAGUGGCUCCAACGAGGCCGCCAAAAAGUAA
Molecule: messenger RNA, 681 nt
Organism: Trypanosoma conorhini
Lineage: Eukaryota; Euglenozoa; Kinetoplastea; Trypanosomatida; Trypanosomatidae
Exons: 1
Coding region: 1-681 (226 amino acids)
Source: RefSeq, a predicted model, not a curated record